AUGAGUACCAACACAAAUGAAGUGGAGAUUGUUCCGGACGAUAAAGUUGUGAUUGAUUUGACAGGUGAAAAUGACACGUCAGCGAUCAACAUCGAUGGAACUGAGGGGAAUGUGACGGCACACCCUGUCGGGGAUAUUCCACAGCACGAAGUUUUGACAAACAACGCAAUCACAAUCUCAUCACAGGCAACGCAACAAUUUCCACUCAGAACCCACCCACAACGGAGACAAUUCUUACCAACAGUUAACAGAUUGUACAUGAGGCCAAGCUACGUCAGAAGGACAGACAGUGACGACGACGAUGAUGAUGUGGCAUAUGGCGGAACGACACAGGAAAAUAGAGAGGAUUGGCAGAAGGAGAUUGAGAAAAUGAGAGGUGUGGACGAAGGACAGAACGGAAAAGAGCGGAAUAAAGAAGAGAGAGCAAAUAAGGUGGUUGAGGGGAUCGUCUGCCCGAUAUGCUACCAGACAACGAAAGAUGUCCAGACAACCAAGUGCGGACAUUUGUUUUGCUCGGAAUGCCUGGAGGUAUUACUCAACACCCAAGGAGUACAUUACUGUCCGAUCUGCAGAUCGAAGAUCAGUAAAAGCUCUUCGCACAAAAUAUUCCUGUGA
Molecule: messenger RNA, 615 nt
Organism: Entamoeba invadens IP1
Lineage: Eukaryota; Evosea; Mastigamoebida; Endamoebidae
Exons: 1
Coding region: 1-615 (204 amino acids)
Source: RefSeq, a predicted model, not a curated record